Clunio marinus is the source of this 3553-nucleotide messenger RNA. The record is from the annotation of a GenBank genome assembly. Lineage: Eukaryota; Metazoa; Arthropoda; Insecta; Diptera; Chironomidae.
ACUAAAAUGUAAAAUAAUUAUUUAAUUUUCUUGUAAACAUUCGACAUUGACAGAAAUCAGCCAACUCUAGUACUACAAUUUCAUUCCUACGCAAAUUGGGAAACUUAAUUUAAUUUAUUGUGAUUUCACGAAUUUCAAUUUCUCUAAUAUUCUUCUAUCUAAGGCUAAGUGCAAUAUUGCAGUUGAAACAACAAUAAAAUCUAUAAAAACAUUGUAGAUCAUCGAUUGAUGCUUUCAAAGUUGAGGAAACAAUAAAACAACGUAAUUUUUUACAGUGUAAACUUUUUGUAUAUGUACGAGGAUUUUCUCUCGGAGAAUUGUGCAAUUUAUUUGAAUUGGUGAUGGUUUAUUGGAGUGCAAAAGCAUAUUAAAGUGAUAAUUAAUCAGUAUAAAAUGCCAUUAGCUAGACAAGAUUUAAAUUUAUGGCCAACACAAAAAGAACUCGCGAGCACCUCACAAAGUGGCGGUGGCUUAGAGAUGGUCGUUGAUGAUGGUUCAGUCAUCGGGAGCAAUUAUCCACCAAGCAUCAUCAACAAUAAUAACAACAACAAUAAUACGAUGGAAAAGUUGCAGAUGAACGAUGAUUCAGAUGACGUCGAAAUGAAAUCGGACGAUUUAAUAUUUGAAGUGAAAGAUGUUGUAAAAGAUGGACAUGACAAAGCUGAUCCGUCACAAUUCGAGCUCUUAAAAGUGCUCGGUGAGGGAUCAGAUUUAAAACCUGAAAACAUUCUCCUGGAUCAGGAGGGACACAUCGCAUUAACAGAUUUUGGACUAUCAAAGCAACCACUUGGUGAUGCUAAAACUUAUUCAUUUUGUGGAACUGUUGAAUACAUGGCACCGGAAGUUGUGAAUAGAAAAGGCCACACUUAUGCAGCUGACUGGUGGAGUUUUGGUGUUCUUAUGUAUGAAAUGCUAACCGGAAAUCUUCCAUUUCACGGAACAAAUCGUCAAGAUACAAUGAAUCAAAUUCUCAAGACGAAACUUGGAAUGCCUGAGAAUCUUUCACCGGAAGCUCAGUCACUUCUUCGUGCCCUCUUCAAACGCAACCCUCAAAAUCGUCUCGGCGCGAGUACGAAUGGAAUUGAAGACAUAAAACGUCAUGAAUUCUUUGCCACAAUUGAUUGGGAUGCUUUGAUGGAGAAAAAAGUACGACCACCAUUCAUUCCAGCUGUUUCAUGUGCAGACGAUACAUUCUAUUUUGAUUCCGAUUAUACAAAUCGAGAUCCUCAUGAUUCACCAAGCAUUCCUGUGUCAGCAAGUGGACAUGAAAUAUUCAGAGGAUUCUCGUUUGUUGCGCCUUGUUUACUCGAUGAACAAGCAGUCGGUGGCGGUGUCAGUAACAUCAACAAUAAUGAUCGACAGUCACCAUUCCAUUCUUAUGACAUUCCUGGAGUUCAACCCCAUUCAAUACAUGAAGAAUAUCAAUUAAAAGAAGUCCUUGGAAGGGGAACAUUUUCUGUUUGUAAAUUGUGUGAACAUAAAACUACGAAGAAACAAUAUGCAGUGAAGAUUAUUGACAAGUCAAGGCAUGAUUGUCGUGAAGAAGUUGACAUUCUUCUACGAUAUGGAAAUCAUCCAAACAUUGUGACACUUUAUCGUGUGUUUGAAGAUGUUGGAUCAGCAUCGGUUUACUUAGUUAUGGAGUUUUUGAAAGGUGGCGAAUUAUUGGAUCGAAUUCUUUCAAUUCAAUUUACAGAACAAGAAUCGGCAGCUGUUUUAAAGACUGUUGUAUCAGCAGUUUCUUAUCUUCAUGAUCAUGGCGUGGUCCAUAGAGAUUUGAAGCCAUCGAAUCUUCUUUAUGCUUCCAUUAAUCAUACGCCGGAAUCAUUGAAGCUUUGUGAUUUGGGUUUUGCGAAGCAACUUCGUGCUGACAAUGGGUUAUUGAUGACUCCUUGUUACACUGCAAACUUUGUCGCUCCGGAAGUUCUCAAACGUCAAGGAUAUGAUCUUGCAUGUGACAUUUGGAGUCUUGGCGUGUUGCUUUAUAUCACUUUGAGUGGACGGACGCCGUUUGCAAGCACACCGAAUGAUGAACCGGAAACAAUCUUAAAACGAAUCGGAUCGGGUCAUAUUGAUCUUAAUAAUGGACGUUGGGCGACAAUCUCUCCAGAAGCAAAAGAAUUGAUUAGUCACAUGAUGCAUAUUGUUCCAUCGAAGCGCCCAACAGCAGCUCAGAUUCUUCGCCAUUCAUGGAUUGUUCGACAAUCGCAAGCUUAUGACUCAACUCGAAUACCUGGAGCAUCAACAUCGAUACCUCAAGUUGCAAUGGCGAAAGAUAUUAAUGAGAUGAAAGGUGCAGUAAAUGCUACGUUUAGAGCUAUAAGUUCACCUCAAGCGAUGGGCGCUGGUGUUGGGCCUGUUAUUAUGAGUGAACUUGCAAGACGAAGACGUCGUGGAGCCGAGAAACAUGCCAACUGAGAUAGAUUUAAUCCGUUUCUCAUGGACUUUUAGCCACACAGAAACGGUUAUUUCAUUGCAGAGUGAUUUUCAAUUAAAAUAAUUAUCAGAAGGCUCGCAUUGAUGGCCAAUGUCAACUUAUCCUUCGAACAGUAUUUUUAUAAUUUUAAAAUCAUGUUAAAUCUCUUCUUAUCAACCAUUUUUGUUUAGUUUCGAAUAUGAGAAUAAUUUUUAAUGACGGAAAAUUGUGUGUGAGAAGUUUUGAAAGUCUUUUUGUCUCAAACUUAUUGUCGAAAUAGUUUUUAAAACUGAACGUAAAAAGUCGAUGAAAGAAAGAAAAAUAAACUUCCAGUGCCAUUUUAUGAAUAGCGAGUAAAUCAUUUUAAGUGUUAUAUGAAAAAGAAAAAAAUUAUAAUUAUUCUAAUUGAAAGAUUUAAAAGAAAAAUCAUUUUCCAGAUAAGAAAAAUAUCUUACAUUUUAACUAAAUCAGAUAAAGAAAAGAAAAGUUUGUCAAACUCUUUCAUAACUGUAUGUUAAGCUUUUUAAAAUUGAAUGUUUGUUAAGUUACAAAAAAAUCUCUUCGGGCAGUGACAUAAAAGCCAAAAAAAAGGACGGAAAAUGUAGAAUUCUGGAGACAAUUAUCUAUAAUUAUCAAACUUUAAAGAAUGGAGAUGACAAGUGAUGCUCUCUCAAUGAAAAGAAGUUAAAGAUGAUUACAGAGUUAAGCAAGAAUUUAUUUAACGUUAGAAUUUUAUGCAUGCAUUUCGAUUUUAUUGGAGUCGUCUGAGUCAGAACCUAAGAAGAAUCUGGAAAAGUAGCAAUUCAUGUGAUUUGAGUCAAACGAGUUCAAUAAAUUAACUUUCAUAUUUGCCAUUUUAACAAUGAUCAAUAAAAAAAUAUUAAUUAAUCUUCUUCAAUUUAAUUCUAUCUUUAAAAAAUCUUAUUCGAAUAUUUAUUGAUUUAAAUGGAGUAACUUUUGGAGUUGAACAACCAAAAACUGAUUAAAUGUGGCGUAAAAAUGAAGGUAAAAAAAAGUAUUAAAAAUAAUAUAUUAAAAAAAAUAAAUUUAUUGUUUAACAUUUAUCUAAGAAUUUUUAUUGUGAAUAAUGUGAAGAGUUAAUGAAAUAAAUUGGUAUUCUGUUAUUUUAUGCGCAAA